AUGCAGCAGUUUGGAGCACUUCCGGUUAUGCAUCUAAAUCAACAGGCUACUUGUCAUGCCCGGAUGGUAUAUGUUGGAGGGCUUCCCCCUACAGCAAACGAACAGUCAGUUGCUAAAUUUUUCAGCCAUGUUAUGCAUGCUAUUGGGGGCAACACAUCUGGCCCAGGAGAUCCUGUUGUUAAUGUUAACAUCAUCCAUGAAAGAAAUUUUGCCUUGGUGGAGAUGAGAUCUGUGGAAGAGGCCAGUAAUGCAAUGGCUUUGGAUGGGAUUGUUUUCGAGGGUGCCUCUCUUAGGGUUAGGAGACCUAGUGACUACAACCCAUCGAUGGCUGCCACACUGGGUCCAAGCCAGCCUAGUCCAAAUCUCAACUUGGCUAAUGUCGGCCUAAUACCUAGUUCUACUUCUACCGGUGGGCUUGAAGUCCCUGAUUGCAUCUUAUUUGCUAGUGGUCUACCCUAUUUCAUUACAGAAGCACAGAUCAAGGAUUUGCUACAGUCUUUCGGACCGCUACGUUGUUUUCAACUAGUGAAGGAUAGUGAAAAAUCAGAAGGAUUUGCCUUUUGUGUUUACCAAAAUGCAUCAGUAACCAACAUAGCCUGUGAAGCACUGAAUGGGAUUAGAAUGGGAGACAUGACCCUCACGGUCAGGCGUGCUAAUCAAGGUCCCAACCAGCCAGAACCUGAGGUAGACAGGGCUUUGUUGCAUGCACAGCAACAGAUUUUAUUGCAGAGGUUGCAGUUGUUGCAAUUGUCUGAUCAUUCUGUUGCCACCAAAGUUGUAUGCUUGACACGAGCAUUUACGGAUGAAGAGCUGAAGGAUGAUCUCAUGUACGAGUACAUUGUGAAAGAUAUGAAGCUAGAGGCUCUGAGAUAUGGUUCUUUCAGGAGGGUCAUCAUUCCACGUCCACGAGCAGAUGGUGAGCCCUCUUCUGGAGUUGGAAAGGUGUUUAUGGAGUUUGCCGAUGUUGAUGGUGCUACAAAAGCCCACACAGAAAUGAAUGCCGGCUGGACAUUUGGAGGGAAUCCGGUAGCGGUAUUUUAUCCCGAGGACAAGUUUGCUCAGGGUGAUUAUGACACUAACUAG
This is a messenger RNA of Fragaria vesca subsp. vesca, 1083 nucleotides long. RefSeq names its product splicing factor U2af large subunit A-like. The transcript has a single exon. Gene Ontology annotation, molecular function: poly-pyrimidine tract binding; pre-mRNA 3'-splice site binding. Bases 1 to 1083 code for a protein of 360 amino acids. Gene Ontology annotation, cellular component: U2AF complex; U2-type prespliceosome; commitment complex. Gene Ontology annotation, biological process: mRNA processing. NCBI's taxonomy places the organism in Eukaryota, Viridiplantae, Streptophyta, Magnoliopsida, Rosales, Rosaceae. The record is from RefSeq and is a predicted model, not a curated record.